UUAUGCAGCAAAAGAAGAGUGAAAACGAAGAUAACGAGAGGAGUCUUUCAAUAAUUGAAUCGGUUUCAAAAGCUUUAACGCGGAGAAGUUGUUGGACAGACAAAGAUGAAUUGUUGGAUGUUGUUUAUUGGGGAAGGCAGAUUUUGUCACUUGUUAUUGGCUUGUUGUGGGGGUUAAUCCCUUUAAAAGGUUUUGUGGCGCUUGUUCUUUACAUUGGAACUUCAACGAUUCUUGGUCAUCUUUACUUGACGUGGUACCAAGAGAAAGAUGAUGAAGAUUUCGGUGGUUUCUGGGAAGUUGCGAAAGAAGGUUUUGGUGCAGCCUUUGCCACUUUUAUGGUCUCCUGGGUAACUGCAUAUUCGGCCAGUCAAUUUGAAUAG
This is a messenger RNA of Meloidogyne enterolobii, 380 nucleotides long. Lineage: Eukaryota; Metazoa; Nematoda; Chromadorea; Rhabditida; Meloidogynidae. The record is from the annotation of a GenBank genome assembly.